Molecule: messenger RNA, 1038 nt
Organism: Prorocentrum cordatum
Lineage: Eukaryota; Dinophyceae; Prorocentrales; Prorocentraceae
Source: the annotation of a GenBank genome assembly
AUGCUCUGGCCACGGCCCGCCCCGCUCGAGGGCGUUAAGUCACGCGCGCGCGCCGUCUUUGAGCUGCGGGAUGCCGUGGUCCGCGUCGGCGAGGAGGACUGUUGCUGCGGCCAGCUGGACGUGACCCUGCAGAGCCGGGCGGUGGCCGUCGGCGACGCCGGGCGCGCCCUGACCAGCUUGCUGCUGGGCCACGCGGAACCGAAGAGCGGCCUGGCGCGGCGCCAUGAGCAGCUUAAGGUCUGCCGCCUCGGGCCGGACAUGGAGCCUGGCGCCCUGGACGACGCCCUCCGAGGCCAGCCGCACGUCGUCGUCCUGGAGGAGGGCCCCAGCGACGACCCAUGGCGCGGCACCUUCGCGGCCUUGGUGGCCGGCCAGGCUGUUCGACAUUUCGAAGGCGCAGUCGUGGUGAUCAUUUCUGAAGAGAUGGAUCAGCUACCGAGAGGCCUCUGCUCUUGCCGAUGCACAGUGCACAAGGGCCAGCUUCGAUGGGAUCACAUAUCUACGUCGGCCCACGUCGUGAGCGAUCUGUGCGAAGCUGCAGCUGCAGACGCGAGCUACGAGCCUUUGCUGAAGGACGUGUCACGUUUGUCCAAAGAGUUCUUCGCAGAUUUCGGGGAUGAGGACCCUGCAGCUGUCAGAAAGGAGGCCGCUGCCCGGUGCUGGACCGUCCUGGCGCUCGCCGCUAGCGAUCCAUCCGGAGGCAGGCAGUUGCUCGGCUUCGCGACUUACAGUCUGGAGCCGACGCUGGGCGGGAUCUACCUGGCGCGCGUCGCGGUGCCCGAGCACCUCAGGAACAGGGGCUACGCCUCACAGCUGGUCCGCGCUUUGGUCGCGGAGGCUCGAACCGCGGGCCACGCGCACGCCUGGAUCCGCGCGGGGCUCAGACUGCACCCAGAACGUGGCGCUGCGCGUCGGCUUCGCCGUGGCGGAGUCUGGCGCGGAGCGGGGACCGGAGACGGGCCCCAGGUGGAUGCUGCUGAAGCUGGGGUGCGCAUCCAGCAACGGCGACGAGACUCAGAAGCGCAGGCGGCGACGUGA